Molecule: messenger RNA, 915 nt
Organism: Plasmodium inui San Antonio 1
Lineage: Eukaryota; Apicomplexa; Aconoidasida; Haemosporida; Plasmodiidae
Exons: 5
Coding region: 1-915 (304 amino acids)
Biological process (GO): tRNA N1-guanine methylation
Cellular component (GO): nucleus
Molecular function (GO): tRNA binding
Source: RefSeq, a predicted model, not a curated record
AUGGGUAGCACAGAAGGGGGAGACCAACCUGAGGGGGAAGCUGCCGAAAAUUCAGCCAAAGGAGAAGCGGAAGGGGAAGGCCAUGUGGAAAAACCAAAGGACGAUCUCGACGAGGCGAGCAUCCUCCUCGCCAGCCUCGCAAACGUGGUAGACCAAGAGGACGUAGACAAAUUUCUAAACGAAAGGAGAGCUCUACAGGAAGAGAAAAAAAAAAGGAGACAACAAUUUUUAAUCAAGGCGUACAAUGAAGGAUAUAAAAUCUGCUACAACUGUAGUUUCUUAAAUCUCAUGGGAGAAAAGGAAGUAUCCAGUUUAGCCAAACAGGUUUUUCUGGGAUACCAUUACAUGAUAAAGGAGCAGUUGCCUGUGCAGUUUCAUUUUACUAGCUUGAUGAGCAGCGACGAAUUCUACACGCAGCUCAGAGACAAGUAUGCACUGGGGAAGUGGCGCGUCCACAUUCACUCGGAGGACUACUGGGAUUUGUUCCCGAGGGAGAAGAUUGUCGUUUUAUCCCCCGACGCUGAGGAGGAACUAACCGAAGUUCGAGACGACGAGGUGUACGUCAUUUCUGCCCUGGUCGACAGGAGCGUCUCCAAGAAUUUGUCCUUCUCCCAGGCGUCCCUGCACAACUUAGUGACGAAGAAGUUACCCAUGGAGAAAUAUUUUAAAAAAAGAAAAAGCAACGUCCUGAACGUUAACACUGUGGUGGAGAUUUUAAUCAGUUUUUUAAAAAACCAAAACUGGAUGAAGGUUUUCGAGAAGUGUGUGCCACAAAAAAAAGUGCUCUGCUUCUGCUACGGCGCCUCAUCGGAGGGACACAGAGAUGAAGAAGCAGACGCGGAUGACGGGAAAAAAACAGACCAACGGUAUUUAGAGGAUAACGGAAAGAUGUACGUCCACCCGGAUCCGUUAUGA